GUGUGUGUGUGUGUGUGGAGGCUCUCAGACAUCAGCAGCAGUGUUCAGCUGAUGGGUUCUAGACAGCCCUACACUAUAAGCACAGCAGCAGUAUAGAGGAGGCAGAUCUGCGGGAUCAGUGCAGCGAUGAUGAGCCUGUGUGUGCAGUGAAGGAGCGUCUGCGCUGCGCGUCUGCGGAGCUGCGUGUGACGCAUGCGCGGAUCAGCCAAUAGCGGCCCGGGAUGCGCAGCGGAGUUGCGCAGAUGCGCAGUGAGCAGCGCAGCCAUUAUUACUCUUGAUCUGAAAUCUGAAUACUCCGCUCGGCUGCUCUGCUCCAGCAGUUUCCCCGAGACUCCACACAGCCGCAGCGAGCUGCAGAGAUCCGCGGCUCUGCCCGGGAGUUUACAAAGUUCAGCGACUGCAGGAUGAUGACCUCCCCGCCUGCGGCUGCCGGAGCGCCGGUCUGCGAAGAUGUGUGCGCCCGCAGCGGCUCUGGAGCUCCGGAGGCCCAGACACCCGCGCGGAUCUAUCCGCUCAGCGCCUUAUCCUCCACACCCACAUUCAGCAGCAGAGACAGCAAAGGCCCACACGCUCCUCCUCGUGGUCUGGAACCCGUCUCCUCCUCCUCGGAGUUCCCCCACGGGGCGGUGUUGCAGCUGAUGGAGGCGAUGCGGCGCUGCUGGAGUGUGUUUGGCGCACGCGAGCGUUCGUUGCUGUUCCAGAGCGUGCAGAAGGAGCUGGAGGCGCACGGACACACACUGCCCGUGGAGAGGAUCCGCCGCAAGUGGAACAACCUGAUCGUCACGUACAAGCGGGUGAAGGAGCGCAGCGCCCUGAGCGGAGGACACGCCAAAACCUCCUGGGAGUACUACGAGAUGAUGGACAGUAUUUUAGGGACGGCUCCGUGUGUGCAGCGGGGCCCGGCGUCUGCCACUCUGGUUGGGUUUGCGAGUUCAGCUUCAGCUGCGGUGGGGGCGGAGGAUCCUCCAUCAGUCCCCGCUGUGCCCGCUCUGCUGCCCACCGGCCUACAGAUGCCCACACAGGCUCCCGUGCCGGUGCUCCGCAAACUGAGCCCCAAACGCAGCCCUGAGGCUCUGGGGCCCGUCCCGCUGCAGGCCCCGCUGGGCUCCCGGCGGCGCAGGCUGCGGCCCCUGCGUUCGGGCCCCGGGGCCCCUGCGGCGGCAGCAGUGGAGGAGCGCACGGCUCUCCUGCGCAGCUUCCUCAGUGGGCAGCAGGAGCGGGCGCGAGUGGAGCAGCAGCAGCAGCGCAGGAGUGAUGCCCGCGGGCGCCGCAGGGAACGGGCAGCUCGGGCAGCAGCGGAGGGCAUGGGCAGGAUGGCGGCGGCGCUGGAGCUCAUCUGCUCCAAACAGGACACCAUCAUCGCCCUGCUGCAGCGGCUGGCCGACCGCCACUAACAACACACACACACACACACACACACACACACACACACACACACA
Danio rerio (zebrafish) is the source of this 1439-nucleotide messenger RNA. The record is from RefSeq and is a predicted model, not a curated record. NCBI's taxonomy places the organism in Eukaryota, Metazoa, Chordata, Actinopteri, Cypriniformes, Danionidae.